UUUCCAGUGAGGGCUUAAGAUGACUUAAAAUAAGCCUGAACAAGCCUUAAUAAAAUAAGCCAAAACAAACAUUUCUUGGUUAAGUUUUUGGUGAGUGGGGGGCUUCAAAUAUUGUUGAAGCCAAUAGGGGGGACCUUGAUGUAAAUAAGGUAGAGAACCACUGCUUUACUUGAAUUUCUAUGUACUGUAUGUUUGCCAUCAUUUACAUUCACAGGCAAUCAGUCUUGAAUAUCAGAAAUUACUUUAUUUUCAUGUCACACCAUACUGCAUGUAGAAAAGUAUGAGAACAUUUGGAUUUAUAAGCUCUUAUUUGACAAAUAAUAAGACCAAAUUCUUAUUAUUGUGGAUCAUGCUGAAAGUUUGCACUUUUUUACUGUAUGGUAUGACUCAUAUUUUCUGCAAAUGUAUUUCUGUGUGUAACAUGCAAUGAAUGGUACCUCUGUUAGAUGUGUUCUUGAACAUGAUUGGCUGGAUUGCUCAGGGGGAGGGGCUACUUGGCAUCUCCUUUGGUGGACCUUCAACUGGCAACAAUUCCUAGCUUGUGUUCCUCUCAACGUAACCAUGAAAAUAGCCUUUGUGACUGUAGUUUUGGGGAUGCUCUGCCUGAUAGACGCCCAGGCCAGCGUCCAACCGCAGAAAAGCUUUGACCUUCAGAGGUUUGCAGGUAAAUGGUAUCGGGUCGGGUUCGCCUACGAUUCUCCAGGCUUUGUUCCCUAUAGAAGCAAACUCACCAUAUCCAUGGGCAUCGUGGAACCAAAAGAAAAUGGGGAUGUUGAUAUGACAAUGUGGAAUUUAAAGCCCUCCAGCUGCCAGCGUAAAGUCUAUGUUUAUGAGAAGACAUCUGUGCCUGGUGUAUUUAACUAUUACAGUACCCGUCACAAAAGGGUAAAGGAUGUUACGGUCGUGGAGACGAACUACACGGAGUAUGCGCUAGUCUUCAAACACAAGAAGUUCAAUAAGGAAUACACACAAGUGGCCCUUUAUGGCCGUACUAAGAAGUUAAGAAGUGAUCUGAUAGAGAAGUUCAGAGCUUAUGCCAUAGCACGAGGCUUCUCCAGAGAAUCCAUACUGACUCCACCACCUGCUGAAAACUGUCCUUCAUCAGGAAAUUAGUACCUGUUUCCCUUCACCUUCACAACAACAAAUCACACAAUAUUCAGACAUUUUUCUUUUACAUAUUUAUUUCAUGCUGUUUUGUAUAUCUCUGCCUACCUUUAAACUGGAAGUUUGCAUGCCUUUACAUUUAUAAACAUGGCAUGAUAUGAAAAAAAAUAUUUAUAUUAGAAAGCAACAAUUGUGGUUUGUCUAAAGUUCUUUGUUUUCAUAAUAUAAAUAUAAAUCUAUUUGUGUCUCUGUACAGUGAGGACCAAAAGUCUGAGAAGCAGAAAUGCAAAAUAAAAACUUUUCAUGUCUGAUUUAAUAAAACAUUCUGCACUGUAAAAGAUGUCUUGUUGCACUACAUUUAAAUUUCCAUUUAGGUUGUUUUAUACUUUUGAAGCCCACUCUGGAAUUAAAGCUUUUUAAUGAGAGCUAAUAUAAAAUAUUUGAGGUGUUUUGUGUACUGCCGCAAAAUAAAAAAAUUAGAAAAUUAGCUUUCACUGGGGCAGUACCCUUUAAAAAGAUCUUAAGUAAAGAUAUUUAUAUAUUUGAUAUCACUCUGUAUGUUCAAAGGUGUAUACAUUUUUUUUCUUAUGUGUUAAAUGGUUUUGUAAUGUUUUAUUGAAUAACAUGAAUAGUGUUCUGCUAGGAUGGACUGAAAUACUGUAAAUCCAACAGCAAACAACUGUUUUUAUGUAAAUGCCAUAUGGAAGGGAAAAAAGGAAGAAACCGCCAUAUGUCUGACCCAGUUAUUAUUAAGGAAAAUGUAAUAAAACCACAUGACGUUACAGUAUUAGAGCAGAUCAUGCGGACUUUAUAUGUUAUUGCUGUAUAAAAUGCUGAAGCCUUGUGUAUCUUUACCUGAUACACAAAUUGAAUAAAAGCAACAUUUGGUCAAACCUAAAACCAGUACUAAC
Paramisgurnus dabryanus is the source of this 2015-nucleotide messenger RNA. RefSeq names its product prostaglandin D2 synthase a (gene ptgdsa). The record is from RefSeq and is a predicted model, not a curated record. Gene Ontology annotation, molecular function: small molecule binding. Lineage: Eukaryota; Metazoa; Chordata; Actinopteri; Cypriniformes; Cobitidae.